Messenger RNA from Eruca vesicaria subsp. sativa (arugula), 222 nucleotides. Lineage: Eukaryota; Viridiplantae; Streptophyta; Magnoliopsida; Brassicales; Brassicaceae. The record is from the annotation of a GenBank genome assembly.
AUGUUGGGUGCUGCUAAAGAUGACAAGACAAGGAAAGAAGCUCUAAAAGAUCUUGCUGCUCUCUCUCUAAAUCAGGCAAAUGAAGCUGCCAACUUCUUGGGAUCUAAAGGAGCGCUCUCUAUCUUCAAAUCAACUCCUGAUUCCGCGGAAGAUUCAGACAUUUCAACUUACAACAAGUUAAACAUACUCAAGAAGCUAGAUGACAAAGACCUCACUGUCUGA